AUGUCACUAGCCGAUAUCAACUUCACCCAAUUGCGGGACGGCGCCGUCGACGUCGACCCCGACAUCCGGUUCAUGGCCCUCCAGGACUUCCAGAAAUACGUCACGCUGGCGCCGUUCCAGGAAACCCAGAUCGCGUCGAAAAACGUCGCCACGUUCAUCCCCAAGUUGUACGACCUCAUAAAGGACCCCAUCCCCGACGUCCAGCUGCACGCGGUGAAACUGGUGGCGCCGUUGGUGACGUUCUUACCCAUAGACAUGGUGGUGGAGGUGGCGAGCCACUUGUACGCGAUGAUCACCGCCGACCGCCACCACCAGCCGGGGCCCGGCUUCACCACCACCGUGCCGACGAUGGCGCUCCGCGGGUUGAUCCAGGCCGGCGCCGGCGGCAAGCUCGACGCCAAGCUGGCGCGGGUGUUGGCGGACACGCUUUUGGCGCUCGCCGAGCCCGACGCCCCGCGGUCGCUCGACGCCAUGGAGGUGUUGACGGACACCAUCAGGCUGUACGGGUACGUGCUCAAGCCGAGCGAGGCGAGCCGCCUAGUACAGCUGCUCAUCGAGAUUGCCAUUGCCGGCGACGGUGGCGACGACACCGCGAAGUUGGUGGGGCGGCGGGCGGUGGUCGCCGUCGGCUACUUGUGCCACUACCUCACCGACUUCGACGCCGCCGGCGCCAGCAUUCUUCGCCAGCACCACCGCCCCGUCCAGUACGCGUUGCUCUCGACGCUCGUGUCGUCGCAGCUGGCGACGCGCCACCUCGCCGACAGCUCCAUCGACGUGGUGUGGGCGUUUGCCAAAACCGACCUUGACCCCGUCGACAUCGACGACACCGACUACGACCAGGUCAACGACCACACCCACACCGUCGAGCGGCUGCUUGAGUUGCUCACCCAGGUGUUGGGGCUGCCCGCCUGCGUCGACUUGACCCUGGUGGAACAAGAGGUGGUGGGGAUCUGCGAGCGGUUUCUCCGGUAUAAGCCGUUUGGCGACGACGACGACGACUACAGCGACGACGACGACAUCGAGUUCAGCGACGACGACGACAUCGGCGACGACGGCGACGAGGACGGGCUGUGGAAAGUGCGCACCAAAGCCUGCGAGUUGUUGGCGGCGGCCGCCACCAGGUUCGGCGCGUUGGGACUGCUGGUUCCGGUCCCCCCCAUCACCGACGACAACGAGCACGUGAGCCACGUCGCCAUCAAGACGGUGGAGGCGUUGAUCACCAACGGCAACGUCAACAUCAUCCCCGACGUCGUCCACCUUACCCUGACGAGAUUACUCGAGAAACCGGGCCAAUUGGGGGUCACGUUGAAGCUAGUCGAGGUCGUCAACGACGCCGAUCUCACCCACGACACCGUCGAGGUGUUUGCCAAGCUGAAGCACCCGACGAACUCGUUGGAUGUCCUCGCGUUUUUCCGGUUUGCCGUCGACGAAGCCAAAGUUGACCGCGACCUGAUGUUGAUUAUUCUCGACGACUUGAUCGCUAAUCUUGACGAUAAGCUGUUCAACAUCAUUGGCGAGCUGAUCUCGGUGCUCACCAGCUUGUUUGACCGCGCCGACGGCGGCUCCAUCGCCGACGCCACCCGGGUGCUGAAAAUCGCCGCCAAUCUCCAGGAGAAGAUCGCCAACGCCAACAAAAAGUACUCACUGGACUUGAUCCAGCUUGCCAUCCGCUGUCUUGCCGUGCUUGUGUCCCGGGUCAGCGCCGACGAGUGGACGCAGCCGGCGGUGGAUCUGAUUGUGUCCCAGUUGGCGGGGGAAACCAAUGUUGUCACCACUUUGGAGAGCUUAUUCUACAUUUGCGAUAAGCUUCUGGAGGCUCAGGCGCGUCACGUCAUCCACCAGUUGACGGGGCUCAUCAUCUCCAACCACGAGACCGUGUGUACCGCCGCGUUGCGCCUCCUCUACCACUUGCUUAUCCACGGCCACACCCACGACAUCGAUACCCAGGCCGUGGUGCAAAACGUGUUACGUUUGGUGGCGGCGUCGCACGCGCGUACCGUCGAUGAGGAGCUCAAGGUGUUGACUUUGCUUAAUCAAUACCCCCCCGAAGUGCUGGCCAUGGUGAUUAAGCUCAUUAACAACAGUCUGGACGAGAAACCGGUAGCGGACUCGGGGUACGACCUCGUGCGGUCGAUGGCGAUCGCCGACGGCGACUUUGGCCAGUUUUACCAACAGCUUUCCGAACGCGUCGACAAGCUGAAGUUUGCUGCUGCCCGCGCCUUGGCCACCGUGGCGGUGGCAGGCAAGUUGUCGGAACCAGUCAGAGCGGCGGAAGCGGCGCCGACGAGUCUGGUAUUCAACUUGAACUUCCUUGGGUGUGCGGCUGAUUUUGGCGUGGCCGUGUCGACCAAGAUCAACGACCUUUUGGACCUGACGCCCCAGACGAAAGACGAAAUUCUGGCGGUAUCGUACUGCGUGGGGCUGAUCACCAAGGCCAACCCACAGCAGUUGCCGGUGCUCGUCGACUUCUACGUGACGUCGCCGCUGUCUAAGCACCGCUGGCUCGCGGUGAUGGCCCUCAAGGGGCCCGUGGAGGUGGUGGACCCGGCCACGGGCAAACAGGUGUUUGAGACCAUCGUCGAACGGGUGGCGCUGAUCUCUGAACUUGGCAACAACGUUACUGAAGAGCUUAAAAGCUCGGGCGAAGUGCUCAGUGAAAUCUGUUUGCGUAACCCGGAAAUGUUGACGCAAUUGCUUGCCAAGUUCCACCAGCGCCACGGCGAUUUGCUGUUGCUGCUGGUGUACGUGAUGAUUGCCAUCGCCAAGCAGUUGGUCACCAAACUCGACGACGACGCCAAGUUGGCUCAAUUCCUCCAGCUUGUGUGCCACUACAUGGACGUGGUGGUGAAUUUGAAGGUGCGCGAGGCGGCGGUGGGCACAUUGUUGACGGCGUUGCACAACCGCACCGCGGUGGUGAUCUCGCUUUUGACCGACACCGUGUUGCCGGUGUUGUUUAACCAGAUGGUCCCCGAGGAGCUGUUCAAAAAAGUGAUCCAAAUGGGGCCCCACAAAUACAUCCACGACGAAGGGGUGGUCAUCCGCACCUUGACCUACGAGUUCCUCUACUCGUUGGUGCUGCUCACUUCUGAAGUGAAGCUGGAGGUGCUCGAAGAAGUGGUCAAAAAUAUGGUGCUUCUGGGGCUCACCGACACCGACGUGGUCACGAACAAGGUCGCCUGCGAAAACCUCAUCCAUUUCAUCGACUGCCACCAGUCGGAGUUUGCUCGGGUGGUGAUCGGGGUGCCGCUGACGUUCUCGACGUUCAUGGACAACCUCAGUGCCUUGCUCCAGAAGAACGUUGCUAAAAAUGCCCACCCACAGGACGUGGAAUCGUUUGAAAACCGUAUCGAGGCGAUCGUUAAGUUGGUGAAGAAGGUCGACCAAACCUACAACUUCAAGGAGGCUUACCCUUCCGACGUCGUCCAGGCGUGGCAGCGCUUUCUCAGUCUGGUCAAAAUGAGCAAAGGGGCUCGCUAUUUGUAG
Messenger RNA from Diutina rugosa, 3483 nucleotides. It is a transcript of the gene TIP120, whose product is annotated as Tip120p. Gene Ontology annotation, biological process: SCF complex assembly; protein ubiquitination. The record is from RefSeq and is a predicted model, not a curated record. The transcript has a single exon. Lineage: Eukaryota; Fungi; Ascomycota; Pichiomycetes; Serinales; Debaryomycetaceae. Gene Ontology annotation, cellular component: nucleus. The coding region runs from base 1 to 3483 and encodes 1160 amino acids.